Mollisia scopiformis is the source of this 1434-nucleotide messenger RNA. RefSeq names its product Phosphotyrosyl phosphatase activator. Gene Ontology annotation, molecular function: protein tyrosine phosphatase activator activity; peptidyl-prolyl cis-trans isomerase activity. Bases 55 to 1350 code for a protein of 431 amino acids. The record is from RefSeq and is a predicted model, not a curated record. Gene Ontology annotation, cellular component: protein phosphatase type 2A complex; nucleus; cytoplasm. Lineage: Eukaryota; Fungi; Ascomycota; Leotiomycetes; Helotiales; Mollisiaceae. Gene Ontology annotation, biological process: mitotic spindle organization. The transcript has a single exon.
CCUGGAUUCCAACGAAUCUUCAUCGUACGACAUGCACAACAUACUAACAACAAAAUGCCUUCAAGCACAGACAAUAGUACGAUCGUGAAGGAACCACUUCCCGCCUCGAUUCCAGAUCUGCGGAACCGUUUACCCAAGCUAGAGCCUCGCCGUCGACAAGCCCCUUCGUCGAAUCCUCUCCCAGUGCCCGAAACCCCAACUCUACCUCCGCCACCAGAGCUUUCAUCGCUGACCUUCCAGAGACCGACUAGACGAAUCCUUUCUCCAAAGGACCAUGAGCUAUUUCUGGCUUCGAAAACGUACGAUUUGCUCGUAGCCUUCGUGUUUGGUCUUACAGAUUCUGUCAUCGACACGCCUGUCUCUGUUGUGAGAGACAAUGACCUGAGCCCGGCACUCAAGACAAUACUCAAUAUCCUAGACAACGUGGAAGAUGUGGUUGGUCGCAGUCCACCAGAAGAGCAAGGCGAUUCAAGAUUUGGGAACAAAGGCUUCAGGGACUUCGUCGACCUCGCCGCUAAAGAGCACACCUCGUGGCACGAAUCACUCCAUGUACCCUCAUCUGCCGUACCAGAAAUCUCAACAUACUUCUUACAAUCUUUCGGUAACCGCACACGGAUAGAUUACGGCUCUGGACAUGAGCUGAAUUUCAUGCUCUGGCUGCUAUGCCUCUACCAACUUCGCAUUAUCACGCCAUCCGAUUUCCGACCCCUCGUCCUCAAAAUCUUUACAAGAUACCUUGAACUUAUGCGAAAGAUACAAAAGACAUACUACCUCGAGCCUGCAGGUUCGCAUGGAGUGUGGGGUUUGGAUGAUUACCAGUUCUUGCCAUUCCUUUUUGGGGCAUCACAACUUUUACAUCAUCCGUUCAUACGACCAAUGUCUAUACACCAGAGUCUCACGUUAGAGGAGUUUGGGAAGGAUUAUCUAUACCUAGGUCAGGUCAACUUUGUCAACAGCGUCAAGAACGUUGAGGGACUACGUUGGCAUAGUCCUAUGCUUGACGACAUCUCGUCUGCGAAGAACUGGUCGAAAGUUGAGGCUGGGAUGCGACGUAUGUUCGUUGCUGAAGUACUGAAAAAGCUACCUGUUAUGCAACAUUUUCUAUUCGGAAGCUUGGUUCCUGCCGUAGAGGAGAUGAGCAGAGAAGAAGAGCUAGGUGUACCAAGUGAAGAGGAUGAUCCAGAGGGAGGAGAAGUCGUGGUUAUGGUUGAUGGAAUGAGACAUGUGCAUCAGAUGAAUAGCUGGGGAGACUGCUGCGGAAUCAAGGUGCCGAGUAGUGUUGCUGCAGGACAAGAGAUGAAGAAGAGGAUGGGCGGAGGCGAAGGGUUAAGGAGGAUACCUUUUGAUUAGAUUGUGUAUGAAUGAAGAUACCAAUAUAACUUCUAUGUUCAAGGGUGAAUAGCCGCGCAUAUCCCUGUCUUGUUGGGCUUCGUU